Hermetia illucens (black soldier fly) is the source of this 3484-nucleotide messenger RNA. RefSeq names its product mothers against decapentaplegic homolog 4-like. The record is from RefSeq and is a predicted model, not a curated record. Bases 392 to 2374 code for a protein of 660 amino acids. NCBI's taxonomy places the organism in Eukaryota, Metazoa, Arthropoda, Insecta, Diptera, Stratiomyidae. Gene Ontology annotation, cellular component: heteromeric SMAD protein complex. Gene Ontology annotation, biological process: SMAD protein signal transduction; anatomical structure morphogenesis; transforming growth factor beta receptor signaling pathway. Gene Ontology annotation, molecular function: RNA polymerase II cis-regulatory region sequence-specific DNA binding; I-SMAD binding; DNA-binding transcription factor activity, RNA polymerase II-specific. The transcript has 11 exons.
GGCAGCAGACCGCCUGUUUGCAAUUCUUCGUAUGUAAUCCGAGUCGUCCGGUGCGGCUAGACGCGUUCUGCUUACCGGAGUUUCGGGCCAUAAGAAUCGAUUUUAUUGUCAAAAGGAGUACAAACAUCUAUUAGCAACAUUCACCAGUGUUCAGACAUUCGUCCUUGUCAAAAUCCACGUCGUGCAAAGCGCAUACCGGCCAUAUUCACGUGCGGCGUUUUUUGUGCUGUGGUUUUGUCUUUUGUUUUGCUUCUUCAUUCGCAUUCAUAUGGCCGUCGAGUCUAGCAUUUAAUUAUUUAGAAGAACAUGUCCGAGUUUUCUUAUUGCUUGUGCAGAAAUUAGUUCGAGUUGUGGCUUUCACUGGACGGUGUAGUCCUGGCUUAGUACGAGAAUGGUAGGACUCUCCGUUGCGGAAAACGUUUACUCCAACGUUCGCCUGCAUGAAAAUUUGUCUGGCCGCGAAAUGAAUUCAUUACCGUCCUCUGGGGCCUCAUCAUCGACGUCGACAUCGGCGCCAACGUCUGCGGACGCGUGUUUGAGCAUUGUCCACUCGCUUAUGUGUCACCGGCAGGGCGGCGAAAGCGAAGGCUUCGCAAAACGUGCCAUUGAAUCGCUGGUCAAGAAAUUGAAGGAAAAACGAGAUGAAUUGGAUUCGCUGAUAACGGCAAUAACGACUAGCGGAUCGCACCCUAGUAAAUGUGUGACGAUACAACGCACUUUGGACGGGCGACUGCAGGUGGCCGGACGGAAAGGAUUUCCACACGUCAUCUACGCUCGAAUAUGGCGCUGGCCGGAUUUGCACAAAAAUGAACUGAAACACAUCAAAUAUUGUCAAUUCGCAUUCGACCUUAAAUGUGAUUCUGUGUGCGUCAAUCCUUAUCACUAUGAAAGAGUACUUUCGCCUGGUAUUGACAUCUCCGUACUCAGUUUACAAUCAGGACCCUCGCGGCUGCUGAAAGAUGAGUACACGGCCGGCGGGUCAUUUGGCGGUGGUGGAUUCGAUAUAGAUGGGAACGAGGUGGCAAAACUUCAACAUCCAGUCAGUAUGGGUACAGAAAAUUAUCCACCUUAUGCAGCAGGCUCAGGUGCUCCAAGACAAAUGAAUGCUUUUUAUUCGUCAUGUGGCAGUGCUUUGUUAAAGAUCGAACCCAGUGAGGUUGGAAGAAAUGUUUGGAUGGUACCGCCGCCUCGGCUGCCUUUGCAUCCUCACUCCAUGCCGUCCCAUACACUGACAUACUCGCAGCAACAUGCUCAGCCAAAUUGUGUACAAGGACAAAGUUUUACAACUGCCUCAUCCUUGCCUCAGAAUGAACAGGCUAUCACGACCCAGUCGAAUUCGGUUGACCACAGCACCCAGCAAUCGCAUUCAGGUCAAUCUAAUGGCUAUUACCCGCCUGUGCUGCCGGAAUCCUUGGCUCCAGAUAUUCAGAUGAGUGCUCCUCCCGCAUCAUCCGUGACUCAAACAAACAGCCAUGUUGGGACGAACCCAAAGCCGCAAGUGCAACAGCUUUAUUCACAGACUUCGACAGGAAAUACUCUGCAUGGAACAUGGACAGGAACUAGUACUCUUACUUACACGCAAUCCAUGCAACCACCAGACGUUCGAAGCCAAGGCGGAUAUUAUAACAACUCUCUUCCCGGUGAUUAUCAGUCAGCGCCACGCCUGCUUUCUCGACAACCUGCGCCUGAAUUUUGGUGCUCCGUGGCGUAUUUCGAACUCGAUGCGCAGGUUGGUGAAACGUUUAAAGUUUUAUCGUCAAAGCCGAAUGUAAUUAUUGAUGGAUAUGUUGACCCGUCGGGAGGAAAUAGAUUCUGUUUGGGUGCAUUGAGUAAUGUGCACAGGACAGAACAGAGUGAAAGAGCCAGACUGCAUAUCGGUAAGGGUGUUCAGUUGGAUUUAAGAGGAGAAGGAGACGUCUGGCUACGGUGCCUUAGUGAAAACUCAGUUUUUGUACAGAGCUACUAUUUGGAUCGUGAGGCUGGUCGCACACCGGGCGAUGCUGUUCAUAAAAUUUAUCCAGCAGCAUGUAUUAAGGUUUUCGACCUGCGCCAGUGCCAUAGACAAAUGCAAUCGCUUGCAUCAAACGCUCAAGCAGCAGCUGCAGCUCAGGCAGCCGCUGUGGCCGGUUUGCCUGCAGCGCAAAAUAACGUGUCUUCUAGGAGUUUGAGUGUUGUGGCCGGGAUAGGUGUCGACGACUUACGUCGUCUAUGCAUUCUUCGUUUAAGUUUCGUAAAAGGCUGGGGACCAGAUUAUCCAAGACAGUCAAUUAAGGACACUCCAUGUUGGAUUGAGCUUCAUUUACAUCGUGCGCUUCAGUUACUGGAUGAAGUUCUUCACACCAUGCCCAUCGAUGGACCUCGAAUAGUUGAAUAGGAGAAAAACGGGAUCGCCUUUGACAGUGUAUUAUUAAAUGACGAAGUGCAAAAUUAUUCAGCGUAGAUGAAUAGGUACUUCAGUUGAAGAGAAAAUAGGUUUAACCAAAGUUGAAGAAAAAUGAAAUUGAAUUUUACUAGUUUGAUAAUUUUUGCAAGCAAAGAUCAGAUUCUUGUUUGAAAGUUAAUUUCGCUAAGGGAGUUAAAUUUGAAGUUGAUGAAUUGCUCAGGUUAGAAUGUUUAGCGGUGCAAGAUGCCAUUUAGGUUUGCAUACUCGUAUAAGCUUUCCUAAAUGUGUUGUUCGAGUAUUUUAAAUCAAGUGAAUUGAAUCCUAUUUUUAAAAUAAGGACGAGAAAAUUGAAGGAACCGUUUCGAAAGCAUCGAACUUCGUCGCAUAUUUACGGCUGUCUCUUCACAUGAUGGAACCUGUUACACCAGCCGCCAACCGAGCUCGGCGUGACGACUAGAGUACAACGACCUUGAGGCGUGGUGAGAGACGUCGUAUGCAUGUGUUGAAGUUCUCUUGCUAUGUCACUCGUAAUUUUGGCCGUUUUUUCCUUCAAUUUCAAAAUUCCAAGAGCUUCUUAUGUCAUGUUUUUGUAUUGAAAGGAUAAUGAUGUAAAAUACUCGACAGCACAUUUAUCUAGGGUCAGGGAGCGAACCGAAAAUUGUCCUACGAGUAUUAUGCCAGCUGCCAGAGUUGGAUUUAACAAAAAAAGCAAUUCUAUUCAUACAUACAAGACGAGCGAGCGUCUUGCACUGAGUAAGCGUAAAAGUUAAAAACAAAAGCAAUUCAUCAAUUUUACAAAAUACGUGUAGAAAAUUCUUUAAUUGUAAAUUUUUGGAAGAGAUCCGGAACUGCCGGCUUAAGUGUACAUACCACGUUUUUAUAAGAGAAUAAGACAUUCACCAAAAGAUUUUAUGUUAUAAACGAAUAUUAUAUUAUUGUAUUUAGAUAAUACGCGUAGGUAUUGCAAUAGGAUAAGUAGAAACCUGAUGUAGAGUUUAAAUUUAAGGUUAAUGAAACGAAAUUGCAUUGUUAUACUCGUCGAGUAGUUUUGAUAUGCUGUUUGAAAGCCUCAAAUGAAUAAAGUGCAAAUACAUGAGAAGA